This is a messenger RNA of Morus notabilis, 1576 nucleotides long. RefSeq names its product V-type proton ATPase subunit d2. Gene Ontology annotation, molecular function: proton-transporting ATPase activity, rotational mechanism. NCBI's taxonomy places the organism in Eukaryota, Viridiplantae, Streptophyta, Magnoliopsida, Rosales, Moraceae. Gene Ontology annotation, cellular component: proton-transporting V-type ATPase, V0 domain; vacuolar proton-transporting V-type ATPase complex. Gene Ontology annotation, biological process: vacuolar transport; vacuolar acidification; proton transmembrane transport. Bases 160 to 1215 code for a protein of 351 amino acids. The transcript is spliced from 10 exons. The record is from RefSeq and is a predicted model, not a curated record.
CUGAAAUUUCCGAAGUGGACCAUACACAUAUCGUACGUCUCUCUCCCCCAAAUCCCCCCUUUCCCUCAAUUCUCGCCAAUUCAGAUCAAAAACCUCUCGCAGAUCAGAUCGCGUAAUUUCGUCGAGAAAUUUGAGUGGGUGCAGAGAGAGAAGCAAAAAAUGUACGGAUUCGAAGCUCUGACAUUCAACAUCCAUGGCGGAUACUUGGAGGCCAUCGUCCGGGGACACCGAGCCGGGCUCCUCACGGCGGCGGAUUACAACAAUCUCUGCCAGUGCGAGACCCUCGACGACAUCAAGAUGCACCUCUCCGCCACCGAGUAUGGGCCCUACCUCCAAAAUGAACCAUCUCCGCUGCACACAACUACAAUUGUGGAGAAGUGCACUCUUAAACUGGUUGAUGAGUACAAGCACAUGCUUUGCCAAGCCACUGAGCCCCUCUCAACCUUCUUAGAGUAUAUCACAUAUGGUCACAUGAUUGACAAUGUUGUCCUGAUUGUUACCGGAACCUUGCACGAGAGAGAUGUUCAGGAACUGCUGGAAAAAUGCCACCCACUGGGUAUGUUUGACAGCAUUGCUACCCUAGCAGUUGCCCAGAAUAUGCGGGAGCUUUAUAGGCUGGUGCUAGUUGAUACACCACUUGCUCCGUACUUCUCUGAGUGCAUUACAUCAGAGGACUUGGAUGACAUGAACAUUGAGAUUAUGAGAAAUACUCUUUACAAGGCGUACCUUGAAGAUUUUUACAAGUUUUGCCAGAAACUUGGUGGUGCCACAUCUGAGAUCAUGUCUGACCUACUUGCUUUUGAGGCUGACAGAAGGGCUGUUAAUAUCACCAUAAAUAGCAUUGGCACUGAGCUUACUCGAGAUGAUCGAAGGAAACUGUACUCUAGUUUUGGUUUACUUUAUCCUUACGGCCAUGAGGAGCUUGCUGUCUGUGAGGACAUUGAUCAGGUCCGUUCCGUCAUGGAAAAGUAUCCUCCUUAUCAGUCCAUCUUCUCCAAACUAUCUUAUGGAGAGAGCCAGAUGCUUGACAAGGCAUUCUAUGAAGAGGAGGUGAAAAGGCAUUGCUUGGCAUUUGAGCAACAGUUCCAUUAUGGCGUUUUCUUCGCGUACAUGAGAUUGAGGGAGCAAGAGAUCAGGAACCUAAUGUGGAUAUCAGAGUGUGUGGCUCAGAACCAGAAGUCUAGAGUUCAUGACAGUGUGGUCUUCAUAUUUUAGCUGGGUCCCAGAUCCGCAACUCAUAAGUUCUUUUGCACAAUCUUCUGUAUAUCUUCUUCACCCCCGUUUUUAUCUUAUUAUAGCGAGAAUCAUAGAGAUGGGUGCUGUUACACUGUUGUGCGUUGUGGGGUGUGUUGCAAGGAACCACUUUCUAUGUGUUAUAUUCGUUCUUUAGAGGCAAAAUGUCAUAAAUUGGUAUUCAUGAGAUAUAUUUGGCUGUGAGGAUGUACCGGUUGACUUUUUAAUUUGUGAUCCAGUAUACUAAUAAUAGUCGCUGUUGCGACUACAUUCCAAUUAUGAUUCAGUAUUUAUUUUGUAAUGUGUUUCUACACUUGGUAAUUAUAUAUGAAAUUUUCUACUA